AACCAAUUUCUCCAGUUAAUUGGCUGCGGCUUAUUCAUUUCAUCAUCACCUACUUCCUCGCAAACAAAACAAUAACACUGAAGAAAACAAUCACUCGCUGUUCACUAAUCUCUCUCUCUCAUGGCAAGACCACCAUGUUUCUCUCUCCCAUACUUUCUCCUUCUCUUCUCAGUCGUCUCUCUCCUCCUCUCUCGCCAUCACGUCCUCGCCGAUUCCCACUUCGAAGGCUUCGAAGCCGAUGACGACGAAGAACUCGAUUCUCUUUCCACCGAAUCCCUCCCUCUGCGUUCCCCUUCUCCCUUGACUCGCUCCGAACCCGUACCCGACCCGGUUCCAGAUCCGGUUCCCUCCUAUCCGGCUCCGGAAUCUCAGACUGCCGAUGCGGAUCAUCCCAAGCAGCCUUCCUCCACCAGCUUCGAGUAUUGGGACGAGGACGAAUUCGAGGGUUUGCCGAUCGAACCGCCGUCGCCGGAGACGACGACGCCGAGGAGCGCCGAUUCCGAGGAUACCAAACCCUCCGAUCGGAGUUCGGAUCCGAAAGCCUCGCCAGUGCGGAAGAAGGCUGGAACUUCUCCAAGAUCUUCUUCUUACGUGGUGGAGAUCGCGUGCGGGAGCUUCUUGAUCAUGUUCGUGAUCAACUACUUCACUGGGAAGCGCGAGAACGAGAACAUCGCGCUCGCUUGGGCGGCGAAAUUCGCGGCGAAAGAUUCGAUCUUUGACAAGAAUUUCAGCCUCCUCGGGGUUGGCGACGGCGACGACUCGCCGUUGCUGCUGAAGGAGGGGCAGAACGUGUUCAAGUUCUACGCGAGCGGGAGGAGGUACUGCCAGGGGCUUCUGGCGACGAUGGAGCUGAAGAGCAGGCACGAUUUGAUAUCGAGGCUUUACAACAUGGUGGUGCCGUGCAAGGACGAGAUCAACUUCGAGGUGUAUAUGAAUGAUGAUGCCAUGGAUCAUGUGGUUUUCGCUGUGGCGAAGAAGAAGGCGGCCAAGGUCAUGCACAAGGAAGUUAGGGAUUUGCAGAGGUUUGCGAGCGUUUUGAGUCCUCCCAAUGGAAGAAAAUGGGUGGCUGAGGAGUUGGCUGUCAUCUCAGAGUCCAAAGAAGUGGCUGGUGAUUUGAUCUCUGAGGCUGCGCUUGAUCAGGUUUUAGGCGAAAAAGCUUUUGAGAAGCAUGGAAAGGGCUUCAUCUCUAUGCAUUUUUCAGAUCAACACCUUGGAACGCAUAAGAAGAUGCUGCUGUUCAAGUUUGCCCUCCCAAAUGUGAACAACAUGACUGAUAUGACUCGCUUGGUGGCUUUGAUACCUUACUAUAUUGAUCAGAUUGGGAGAUACAAGCUAAGCGCUCAGGCUCGAUCUAAAACAGACACAGCAAGAACGAAGGCCGCUCAGGAGGCAUACAAAGAACUUCAAAAUGCAAGGCAAGACGCGUUGCAGAGAAAGAAGGCAGAGAAGAAAAGGCUGAUGGAGGAGGCUGAGGCAAGACUUAGCGCUGAGGCAAUCAGGAAAAAGGAAGCCAAAGAGCGUUCUCGUCAGAUGAAGAAGGGCAUGCCUAGGGUAAAGAUGACCCGUGCGCACUAGUCCUGUGCGCCAGAAAUGAUACAAACUCGCCUCUGUUUUCUGAUAUUUUAGUUUGGACUUUCUUUUGCCCGCCAUUAUUUUUUUGGUCCUAAUACACUGACGGCCUUGUAUUUUUAGCUUCCACCAGUUAGCUCCUUACUUUACCACAUCUUUGUGGGUUUUGAAUGUACGGAAUCAAAUGCCGCGCAAACUUUUCUUCUUUUUUUUUUCAACUUUUUUUGUCUUCCAAAAGAAGGCAAGAAAUGGCCGGCAGUGACAGGUUAUAUGUUUUAGUGUAGGCAACAAAAACACAAAUGCAGGCCAUUAAUGGAUGUUAUUCA
Morus notabilis is the source of this 1895-nucleotide messenger RNA. RefSeq lists its product as uncharacterized. Gene Ontology annotation, biological process: endoplasmic reticulum calcium ion homeostasis. The transcript has 3 exons. The record is from RefSeq and is a predicted model, not a curated record. Bases 121 to 1575 code for a protein of 484 amino acids. Lineage: Eukaryota; Viridiplantae; Streptophyta; Magnoliopsida; Rosales; Moraceae. Gene Ontology annotation, cellular component: endoplasmic reticulum. Gene Ontology annotation, molecular function: calcium ion binding.